Lampris incognitus (smalleye Pacific opah) is the source of this 1828-nucleotide messenger RNA. Its product is annotated as excitatory amino acid transporter 1-like. The coding region runs from base 227 to 1807 and encodes 526 amino acids. Gene Ontology annotation, biological process: L-aspartate import across plasma membrane; D-aspartate import across plasma membrane; L-glutamate import across plasma membrane. The record is from RefSeq and is a predicted model, not a curated record. Gene Ontology annotation, molecular function: glutamate:sodium symporter activity; neutral L-amino acid transmembrane transporter activity; L-glutamate transmembrane transporter activity. Lineage: Eukaryota; Metazoa; Chordata; Actinopteri; Lampriformes; Lampridae. The transcript has 10 exons. Gene Ontology annotation, cellular component: plasma membrane.
CUGUUGCUAUGUAGGCUCUACAGACCCGUCCUCUCGCUCAACACACAGACCCAUCCUCUUCCUCAUCACACAGACCCGUCCUCUCACUCAUCACACAGACCCGUCCUCUCACUCAUCACACAGACCAGUCCUCUUCUUCAUCACACAGACCCAUCCUCUUCCUGGUCACUUUCUACUACCCUUUGUCGACAUUUAAGGAACAGAAGCGACAGCUAACAAGAGCAGGAUGCAGCGCAUCAGAGAGAACAUCCACAUACGCACCAUGAAGGCAAAACGGAAAGUGGAAGAGAUCUCUAAAGAAGAUGUCCAUGCAUUUCUGAAGAAGAAUGCCUUUGUGCUGUUCACUGUAGGGGCAGUUAUUGUUGGCAUUGUGCUAGGAUUUUCCCUACGCCCUUAUAAGAUGACCUACCGAGAGGCGAAAUACUUCUCCUUCCCUGGAGAGCUUUUAAUGAGGAUGCUUCAGAUGCUUGUGCUUCCCCUACUGGUCUCCAGUCUCAUAACAGGAGUGGCUGCUUUGGACAGUAAGGCCUCAGGAAAGAUGGGCAUGAGAGCUGUGAUAUACUACAUGACCACCACCUUUAUUGCUGUUUUCGUUGGUAUCAUAAUUGUUCUCAUCAUUCACCCUGGAAAAGGAUCUAAAGAUGAGUUUGGAAAGCAGCAGAAGAUAGAGCAAGUCAGCACCGCCGAUGCCUUCUUAGAUCUAAUCAGAAAUAUGUUUCCACCAAACUUGGUCCAAGCCUGCACACAGCAGUUCAAAACCAAAUAUGGAACACGAGUGGUCCACGUGAUGGUGACAAUGAAUGACACGAUCUUCAACUCAACCAAUACCACCCAGGAGACCAUGGAGAUCACCCAGGAGGAGGUGAUCCCCGUGCCAGGACAGGUGAAUGGGGUCAACGCUCUAGGGCUGGUGGUCUUCUCCAUGUGUUUUGGCCUUAUAAUUGGCAACAUGAAGGAGCAGGGCCAGCUCCUUAGAGAUUUCUUUGAUAGCCUCAAUGAGGCUAUCAUGCGUCUUGUUGCUAUCAUCAUGUGGUAUGCUCCAAUUGGUAUCCUAUUCCUGAUUGCAGGAAAGAUCGUGGAAAUGGAUGAUCUCACACAAAUGGGAGGCCAAUUGGGCAUGUACACCAUCACCGUUAUCAUUGGUUUGAUGAUCCAUGCUAUUGUUAUCCUCCCAACUCUUUACUUUGUCAUUACACGGCAGAACCCCUUCAUUUUCAUUGCCGGGCUUCUGCAAGCUCUGAUUACAGCCCUUGGGACAUCUUCCAGCUCAGCAACAUUACCUGUCACAUUCAAAUGUCUGGAGGAGCACAACAGAAUUGACAAACGCGUCACACGGUUUAUAUUGCCGGUGGGCGCAACCAUUAACAUGGACGGAACGGCACUUUAUGAAGCUCUGGCGGCCCUCUUUAUUGCCCAGGUGAACAAUAUGGAGAUGAACUUUGGUCAGAUCAUCACAAUCAGUAUUACAGCAACUGCAGCCAGCAUCGGAGCUGCAGGGAUUCCUCAGGCAGGCCUGGUCACCAUGGUGAUUGUACUGACCUCUGUUGGGCUUCCUACUGAUGACAUCACGCUCAUCAUUGCAGUUGACUGGUUCCUUGACCGUCUACGCACCACAACCAAUGUCCUGGGUGAUUCCAUUGGAGCAGGAAUUGUGGAGUUCCUGUCCCGUCAUGAGCUCCGCAGCCGGGAUGUGGAGAUGGGAAACUCGGUACUAGAGGAGAAGGAGAAGAAGAAGCCUUACAAACUCAUCUCCCAGGAUAGUGAUUUUGAAAAUGACAAACGUUCCCAUAGUGAAUCCAACAUGUAAUAAACAUUUCCAGUAACUACA